Molecule: messenger RNA, 3446 nt
Organism: Thamnophis sirtalis
Lineage: Eukaryota; Metazoa; Chordata; Lepidosauria; Squamata; Natricidae
Source: RefSeq, a predicted model, not a curated record
CUCUGAGCGCUCCCGGGUAGGGAGAGCCUGAAGGCAGCCGGCUCGUCGCGCGGCUCUCUGACGAGCGCCUGCAGGACCGGCUUACAGCAGGGCGAGGUAGCGAAUUGAAAGAAAAAAUACCGCUGAAAUGAAUCACCAAGGAUAUGUUGCAGCACCUCCAUAUUCCCAGGCCCAGCCAGGAAUGGGAGGAUUUUCUUCUGGCUUUGGACAAACAGUUUCUUCACCUCUGCAUGGACAUUAUAAUGAUCCAAAUCCAGCACCUUUUACAUCUCAGUCAGGUAUAUUGAAAACAAAUGUGCCUUUUGGAGUUCCUUCGGUCAUGGGAUCUCCACCUCAGAGCCUCCACCCACCUAAGCAGAGUAAUUUCCAGAAUGGACCCAGCACUGCAGCAGCUCAACAGCUACACAGAUUGCCAGGUCCCCCAGCUUCUUAUCCUUCCUACCAUCAUUCUUUACAGUCUGGUCCUAACAACCCCCCUCUGCCUGCAGUACAGCUGACAAAUCAGCUUGGUAACAUGCAGAUAAGUAGUUAUGGUCCCAGUAAUGCUCAGAAUCCACCUUCGUAUGGACCUUCGGGCCAACCAUCAUGUUUGCAAGGUCCACCUCUUCAGCCACAUCAAAUGGCUUUGCCAACAAGUCCUCCUGUUUCUCCACCAAAUAACUUGCAUAGUCACUGCGCUCCACCUUUACCGCCUUCAAUGGCCAGGCAGGAGGGGAUCCCUGGCCCAAAUCCAUUGAACACCAACUUGCCACAGCAAUUUGCAGGGGAACCCCCAGGUCCUGGGUUUCCUUCUCAGUAUGGAAAUUAUGGUCCUCCAAUGGCAGGGGGACAACUGUCUUAUCCAGGUGGUCUUCCCUCAGGUCCAGCACAAUUAGCUGGACCACAGCAAAGAAAACUUGAUCCAGAUUCCAUUCCAAGUCCAAUUCAAGUAAUUGAAAAUGAUAAAGUUUCCAGAGGAGGUCAGACCUAUGCUACCAAUAUCAGAGGUCAAGUUCCUCCUCUUGUUACAACCGAUUGCCUGAUCCAAGAUCAAGACUCCACUUUAUUUGGUAAACCAUGGGGAAAAUGGACCAAUUCGAUGCAAUCGAUGCAAAGCUUACAUGUGUCCUUUCAUGCAGUUCAUUGAGGGAGGAAGAAAAUAUCAGUGUGGAUUUUGUAACUGUGUGAAUGAUGUUCCUCCAUUUUAUUUUCAACAUCUGGAUCACAUUGGUAGAAGAAUAGAUCACUAUGAAAGACCAGAGCUAUCACUUGGAUCAUAUGAGUAUGUUGCUACUUUAGAUUAUUGCAAGAACAACAAGCCUCCUCAGCCACCAGCCUAUAUUUUUAUGAUUGAUGUGUCUUACAAUAACAUAAAAAGUGGUCUUGUUAAACUGAUUUGUGAAGAACUAAAAACUGUACUGAACAGACUUCCAAAAGAGGAGCAAGACGUUUCGACAAUUCGGGUUGGAUUUGUCACUUACAAUAAAAUCCUUCACUUCUUCAAUGUAAAAAGUACUCUUGCACAACCUCAAAUGAUGGUAGUCACUGACGUCAGUGAAGUAUUCGUACCUUUGUUGGAUGGCUUCCUUGUCAACUUCCAAGAAUCACAAUCUGUUAUAAAUAACUUGCUGGACCAGAUUCCUGAGAUGUUUGGAGAUACAAAUGAGAGUGAGACAGUCUUUGCUCCUGUGAUUCAAGCAGGCAUGGAAGCACUCAAGGCAGCAGAGUGCGCUGGAAAACUGUUUAUCUUCCACUCUUCAUUGCCAACUGCAGAGGCACCAGGGAAACUGAAGAACAGAGAUGAUAGGAAAUUGGUCAAUACAGAGAAAGAGAAGACGCUGUUUCAGGCCCAGACAAAUAUUUAUGAGGCCUUGGCCAAAGACUGUGUUGCCAGCGGUUGCUGUGUAAAUCUGUUUCUUUUCCCAAACCAGUAUGCAGAUAUCGCUUCUAUGGGCUUUGUGACUUUUCAUACUGGAGGAACAUUGUACAAGUACAAUAAUUUUCAGAUACAGUCUGACAGCCAUCAAUUUCUCAAUGACCUGAGAAAGGAUAUAGAAAAAAAAGUGGGUUUUGAUGCUAUUAUGAGAGUUCGAACUAGCACAGGUUUUAGAGCAACAGACUUCCUUGGAGCUAUUUACAUGAACAAUACCACAGAUGUUGAACUGGCAGCAAUAGAUUGUGACAAAGCUGUGACUGUGGAGUUCAAGCAUGAUGAUAAAUUGAGUGAAGAUGGUGGGGCUUUAAUCCAGUCACGUCUUCCAGAACUGGAUAAUCCCUACUCUUCAAACCUGAGGUCCAUAAUAGAUCAGCUCCAAAGCAGAACACCCUAUUCCAUGAAGAUUCUGAUUGUGAAGCAACGAGAGCAAACGGAGAUGGUUUUCAAGCAGUUUUUGAUUGAAGACAAGAACAUCUACGGAGGAACUUCUUAUAUGGACUUCUUAUGUUGCGUUCAUAAAGAAAUAUGUCAGCUUCUCAACUAAUGGAUUUUGAAUUUUGUUCUCUGUGCUUUUGUUCAGAACCUAUUCAAGAACGGCCACCCACCAUCACAAGGUGCUUUAUAUUGCUACCUUAUUGUACAGUUUCUAAUUUUGUAGAUUAGUGCUUUGUUUCAUAAUAAUGUAGCCAUCUAUAAUUACGGUAUGUAAACUAGGCUAAUAUUUGCUCAGGUAUAACUCCUAUGGGAGAGCCUUUUAUCCUUCUUUAAAAGGAAGUUUUCUAAUGGCAAGGUUUGAAAUCCUGGAAUUUGUGUAAAACAUGCAAUUCUCAUUUCACAUAUUUUAAUAAACUGCAAAGCAUUUAAUGUUCUUGUGCUUUUUAUUAUUUUGCUGUGGUGCUGUGACAUAGUUCAAAAUAGUGGACUCUUCAGCCCCAGCAAAACAUCCAAAGAUUGGGGCUAUGGAAAUUGUGGCUCUCCAGAUAUAACUGGCCUAUCUGUGCCUCCCAAUCACCUGUUGAUUUUGUAAAUAUUUUUAAAACUAAUUAUUUCUUGGGUUGAUAAGAGGAAUGAGGAAUGAAGUCAUUUGGGGAGGGGGGGUUAAUUCUUUUACAUACAAUUUGUAUUUAGGACCAAAAAAUAAAUCUUUUUGUAUUGACCAUGUCCAAAUGCAAUCUCAACAUAUUCACAUGGCCUUUCAGUUUCCGCCAAAGGUUUGUUUAACAUACUCCAAACUCCUGUUACUGUACAUGAGGCAAAACAAUUGAAUUGUAACACUUUCUCUAUGAGACAGUAUUAAGGAAUAUGGGAUAGUUUUGUUUAGGACAUAGCAAAAUUUAAUGCCUUGCAAAAAGCAAAGUAGAAAUUGCUAUUACUGGAAUUUACCUAAAGGAUAACUAUUGCAGUAAAUUAACAUUUAAACAUUAAAACCUGUUCAACGUAUUAACUUCCCAGACCUGGAAAAUGUACUAUUACUUGAAAGAUACUAUUGUUAACUUUAUUCCUAAAAUAAAAGUUCUUUAUUUGACUAAAA